Messenger RNA from Spinacia oleracea (spinach), 1306 nucleotides. Its product is annotated as protein THYLAKOID FORMATION1, chloroplastic. Gene Ontology annotation, cellular component: chloroplast thylakoid. Bases 177 to 1058 code for a protein of 293 amino acids. The transcript is spliced from 5 exons. Lineage: Eukaryota; Viridiplantae; Streptophyta; Magnoliopsida; Caryophyllales; Amaranthaceae. Gene Ontology annotation, biological process: protein import into chloroplast thylakoid membrane; protein import into chloroplast stroma; photosynthesis. The record is from RefSeq and is a predicted model, not a curated record.
UUUCAGCCUCUCUUCCCUCGCCUUUUACAUCUAUUCCGUUCAAGAGAGAGAAAAAUAGAAAGCUUUCAUCAGCAGUCGUCAAUGGCGAAAACCUCUGCUUAAAUUGAAUCAACCACUUUCACACAAUCUCUCUUCGUCAAUACAAUAUUCUGUAAUUGAGCUUGGUUUUGUCUCUAAUGGCGGCUGUAACAUCACUGUCGUUCUCCGCAUUAGCGCAGUCAUUUGAGCGCAAAGUGAGCGUUUCUUCCAUGCGAACUUUCGCGCCCGCUUUCGAUGUGGUUCGCUUGCGCUCGAAUUUAUCCUAUGACCCAUCUGCUGCUGCCGUCAGAGCUUCGAAUUCGUCUUUUGGUUUGGUUGUUCAGUGCAUGUCCUCUACCUCAGGCAUUACUGAAGCCCCACCGGUAUCAGAGACAAAGUUAAAUUUUCUUAAGGCCUACAGACGGCCAAUCCCUAGUAUCUACAACAAUGUGCUACAAGAGUUGAUGGUUCAGCAACACUUGAUGAGAUACAAAAGGACAUAUAGAUAUGAUCCUGUGUUUGCCCUUGGUUUUGUUACUGUCUACGAUCAGCUGAUGGAGGGGUAUCCUAGUGAUGCAGAUCGAACUGCCAUCUUUGAAGCUUACAUCAAUGCACUAAAUGAGGAUCCAGAGCAGUACAGAAAAGAUGCACAGAAAUUGGAGGAGUGGGCUCGUGCCCAGACAUCUGCUUCAUUGGCUGAGUUCUCAUCUAGAGAAGGUGAGAUUGAGGACGUCUUAAAGGAUAUUGCCGGAAGAGCUGGUGGUAAUGGAAGUUUCAGUUACAGUCGGUUCUUCGCAGUUGGCUUGUUCCGUCUCCUUGAAUUGGCUAAUGCAUCUGAACCUACUAUCUUAGAGAAGCUUUGCUCGGCGUUGAAUGUAAACAAGAAAAAUGUGGAUCGGGAUCUUGAUGUAUAUCGCAACCUCCUAUCGAAGCUUGUACAAGCUAAAGAGCUGUUGAAGGAGUAUGUGGAUAGAGAGAAGAAGAAGAGAGGAGAGAGAGCAGCAGAAGUACAGAAGGCUAACGAGGCGAUGACAAAAUGAUUGGGAGUAUACUAAAAUGUGUUGUACGACAUUGCUGUCAAUGUAUACUAAAUAUUAUUAUCUGCACCUGUACUGCCCAUAUUUUUGUUCCCAAGUAACUUAGUCAAGAGCUCUAGAGCUAUACCCAUGUCUAUAUUAUCCCUAGCUCUUAUUUAGAUUUCACUUAUAUGAGGUUGCUUGUAAGUGUAAUUAUAUACAAAUAUUUUCUUUUCAAAUUCAGCAAAAAAAUUCAUUAAGGAUACGCAAAA